GGGGGGCUGGGGCGGGUGGCGCGGCUGACGGCGCUCUGCCGGGCCCUGCGGCGCGGCGAGGCCCAGGGCGACCAGCCGGGCUGGGCCCGCGCGCGGGAGGAGGCGGAGGCGGCGCUGCGGGAGCUGCGGGAGAUCGUGCGGCCCCUGCGGGAGCCCGGGUACGGCGAGGCGCUGCGCAGGAAGGCCGAGAGGGCGAGGAAGAGGAGGCUGCGCCUGCAGCGGAGGAAGCACGAAGCCAGGGCGGCCAAGGAGGAGGAGGCGGCCCGGGCCGCCGAGCGGGAGGCCAAGAUCGACCAGUGGCGGGCUCAGUGCAUCCAGGAGGUGGAGGAGAAGAACCGGGAACAAGAGCUGAAGGCUGCUGCUGACAGUGUCCUGUCUGAAGUCCGGAAGAAACAAGCAGAUACGAAGAGGAUGAUGGACAUCCUGCGCGGGUUGGAAAAGCUUCGGAAGCUGAGGAAAGAAGCUGCUGCCAGGAAAGGUGUUUGUCCACCUCCUUCAGCAGAUGAAGCAUUUGAAAAUCAGGUGGAGAGUCUCAAAACAUUGCUCAAAACUCGCACAGAACUGUAUGAAGCUGAGGAAAGAGCAUUAAGGGUUAUGCUGGAGGGAGAACAGGAGGAGGAAAGGAAGAGGGAAAUGGAAAAGAAACAGAAGAAGGAAAGGGAAAAACUACUACAGCAGAAACUGGAAAUGGAUUCCAAGCUUUUUGGGGAUCCAGCUGAAUUCCCACUGGCCCAUCUACUGCAGCCUUUCAGAGACUACUACUUACAAGCUGAACAUUCUGUAGCAGCCCUAAUACAGAUCAGGCAUGAAUGGGAUCAGUACUUGGUGCCAGCUGACCACCCUGAAGGAAGCUGCAUCCCUCCAGGAUGGGUUCUCCCGAGUCUCCCCACCAAUGACACUUGGGCCACUGCUGUCAGAUAAUUUAGUAAUAAAUUAUUUCAACGUUG
Ficedula albicollis (Collared flycatcher) is the source of this 947-nucleotide messenger RNA. It is a transcript of the gene PDCD7, whose product is annotated as programmed cell death 7. NCBI's taxonomy places the organism in Eukaryota, Metazoa, Chordata, Aves, Passeriformes, Muscicapidae. The record is from RefSeq and is a predicted model, not a curated record. The transcript has 6 exons. The annotation marks the transcript as partial.